Drosophila albomicans is the source of this 2334-nucleotide messenger RNA. RefSeq names its product zinc finger protein 394 (gene pita). Gene Ontology annotation, molecular function: zinc ion binding. The record is from RefSeq and is a predicted model, not a curated record. The coding region runs from base 149 to 2248 and encodes 699 amino acids. The transcript has 3 exons. Gene Ontology annotation, cellular component: nucleus. Lineage: Eukaryota; Metazoa; Arthropoda; Insecta; Diptera; Drosophilidae.
CGUUUGUGGUUCGUGUAUUGAUGAAGCUGUGUGUUGUGUGUCCGUCUCUCUAUUUGCAAAACUGAACAAAAGCAUUUUAAUUAUUAAUUACUUUGUUUCGCAUUAUUGUGUUCGCGACAUUGCCAGUGAAGCGGUUUAAAUUAACACAAUGGCUGACAUUGAUAGUGUGCGCGAGGCGGAAUUACGCGAAAAACAAAUCUGCCGCUUUUGCUUGUCACAAGAAGACAUGCUUGGUUCCAUUUUUGUAGAGCACAAACGCAUUAAAGCCACAGCCUCCUUGCCGCUGCAGAUAAUGGCUAUUACAUCCAUUGAGGUUAACAAAGGCGAUGGCAUGCCCGGUUACAUUUGUUUGGAUUGUCGUUUGCUCUUUGAGCACAGUUAUCGCUUCAAACAGAUGUGCAAGAAAGCUGAAACGCUCUUGCGUCAGUAUCCACUUACUGGCACGUGGCCAAAGGCGCUGGAUAAACCACGAGCUCCAAUGGUGGGCGCUAAGCGUGAUGCGCCAACUGAAGUGCAACCGAAAAAACUGCUCAAUACGAUGGGCAAUAAAGCAAACAACGUUACCAUUGAAAAUGUACAGAUAUUGAAAACUGCCACCCUUCGCGGUAUUGCACAGCGCGCCGCAGUAGGACCGCCCAAGCUACUCAACGUAGCUGCCGCCAGCUCAGCUGAACCAGCUAUUCCACCACGCGCCGCAAUCAAGCGAUCAUAUCAGGUGAAGGUGGAGAACAGCCAGGAACUUUCCAUGGACGAUGUGCACAAUUUGAUCGCUGAUAUUGAAGGUCAAUUGGAUAUGGACAAAACGGCAACAUGUUCGCCAGGUAAAUCGCCGAUGCGACUGCUCAACAAGAUUACCGAGGAGCCUGUGGAACCACGCAUUGCACCGCCGCAGAUAAAGCAUUAUGACGAUGGUAAUGUGGCAUUGGUUACCGCUGUGCUCGAUCCCAAUGAGCUCGAUGCGGCUGCUGAUCCCACGAAGAAUGCCGAGCGUGUAGCCACCAAUGUGUUUCCCUGCACGCAUUGUCAUCGCUCGUUCCCGUUGCAGCAGCUACUUGACAUUCACAUAGCAAAUCAUAAACGCGAACGCAGUUUCAAGUGCCCCGACUGCGAUAAGAGCUUCUUUUCCAAAUAUGAUUUAAAGAAACACAGCUUUCUGCACACCGGCGAACGCCCUUAUAAGUGCGCCAUCUGUAAUUCCACCUUCAAUCGACGUGCGCUGCUCAAUCGCCAUGAACGCACACACACCGAUGUGCCCAAGUACAUUUGCGUCUACUGCGAGCUGCCCUUCAUUUCGCGCGAAGAGAUGGAGAAACAUACACUGAAGCACACAAAGUAUCGUCCCUUCCAGUGUGACUUCUGCCAAAAAUCAUUUAGUUUCAAGCAAUCGCUGGAGCGUCAUGAGGUCUUGCACAGCACAAAUUUGCCGUUCCCAUGUCAAUAUUGCAGUCGCGGCUUCGUAACCGCUGGCAGAUUGGCCAGUCAUCUGAGAGCGCAUGCUGGAAGACGUUCGUAUCCCUGCAAGUACUGCAGGAAAUCAUUCCUGUUAUCGCACCAUCUGUCGCGUCAUAUGCGAAUGCAUGAUCUGGCCUCGACUACCACGUUCACCUGCUGCAUUUGCAAGGAGUCGCACAACUCGUUUGCUAGUUUGCUCAAGCACUCAUCGAUCCAUUCUAAGGAGUCGUUGAUGUGUGCGCUGUGCAAGUCGAAAUGCAGCAGUGAACACGAAUUGGAGUCGCAUAUGAUGGCGCAUAGACAUAGCGAUCGAUUUGCUUGUGAAUUUUGUGACUACAUUUUCAUCACGUACUCUGAACUGAAGAAGCACAUUGAUAAGGAUCAUGUGUUGGACAUGGUGCCGUAUCAGAAUGUGGCCGACAAAGAAGUGAAAGAAGAGUCGGAGCUAAUUGAAGAAUUGCUGGCCGAAGAGCCAUCGAAUGAGUCUGUUGAUAAUGAAUCAACAUCGCCACCCAAGGCAAAAGUACGUAAAUUGAGUGAAGAACCAAAACCGAAAGUGAAGCAAGAAGAGCUAGCAGAUCAAUCGGAGCAGGCAUCGACCUCGUCGCAGCGAGCCAGGAAAUCGGGUAGCACUAGGAGCAGUGUGGGUGCCUCCGUUUCCCCCGAAGGCAAAUCCACAGCACGCAAGCCACGAGCUGUCAAGACAAACAAAGCAGUUGCCAAAACAGAGGUGAUUGAGGAGCCUGCUAAUAAGUUGGGCAACAAGCUAAGGAUUGGCAAAGUGACAAAGAAGUAAUGAUGGAAUUUUUUAACUAACUAUUACAUGAAAUUACAAAAGAGAAAUUGUAUUUUGUAACAAAUUAAAGAUUGCACUAAACUGCA